AUGGCAAGCAAAAAAGACAUUGAAAGUAUGUUGGAAGAAAAAUUUAAAGUACAAGAAAAUUCAAUUCUAAAGAUUAUUUCUGGAAAUUCAACAAUUCAAAAUGAAAAAAUGGAUAAAAUCUUAAAAUCAAUCGAGUCAAUAACUAAACGGUUGUUAUUAGUAGAAAAAAAACAAAAAACUUUACAACAAACUGUUGAAGACCUUCAGAAAAGUAUUGAGUUCACUCAGGAUACUUUGAUCGAUGAAAAAAUUAUAUCUCUUAAUAAAGAUUUAAACAAAGUUAUUAAUAGCGAAAUAGCAAACGUUUCAAAUAAAACCGUUUACGGACAAGAAAAUCUAGACGAAGCAAAAAUCUUAUGCCACGAGCUAAAAGAAAAGAUGAGAAAAUUUGAAGACAGAAAUAGAAGAAAUAAUAUAAGAAUUUACGGAUUACGAGAAAAUGAACGAGAAACUUGGCAAAAUACUGAAACUGUUAUACUUAAACUGUUAAAUUAUAAAGAUAAAGAACUAAUCUUGAAAAAUGCAAAGAAACUAAAAGGAAAAGGGAUCUUUAUAAACGAGGACUUUUCGGAAGAAACAAAUAAAAUACGACGUAAUCUUAUUGAGAAAAUGAAGAUUGCAAGAAAUUCCGGAAAAUAUGCAGUUUUAGCAUAUGAUAAACUGAUUGUGAAGGAGUUAAAUCGGAACACUAAAUAA
Molecule: messenger RNA, 696 nt
Organism: Hydra vulgaris (swiftwater hydra)
Lineage: Eukaryota; Metazoa; Cnidaria; Hydrozoa; Anthoathecata; Hydridae
Source: RefSeq, a predicted model, not a curated record